CUCUUUGUCAGACUUGUGUGCCUAUAUCUGAAACAUGAAGGAGGAAGCAGACGCAGAGGAUUCUGUUUAUUGCUGCGGAUGCAUGCAAAAAAUGCAGGAACCUGUUUAUCUCCCAUGUGGGCAUGGCUACUGCACAGAAUGUAAUAAAGGCCUCAGGAGUGACACUGGAGUAAGCUGUUGCUCUCAAUGCAAAAAGACUUUAACCAAGAGGACAAUUAAGGUCCAAACAUCCACCACGGAAAAAGGAGCCGAUGAUGCAAAAAAAAGGCGACUCAGUUCUCCACUGAAGAAAGAUUUGAGACCUAGGGAAGUGAUGUGUGAUUUUUGUUCUGGGACAAAGUGCAGAGCGGUGAAGUCUUGCCUGAAUUGUUUAAUCUCCUACUGUGAGAUGCAUAUCCAGUCCCACUUUGACAUUCCCAUGUGGAGAAACCACAAGCUGAUAGAUCCCAUUGAAAACCUGAAGAUGAGAGUCUGCAGUCAGCACGAGAAGCCCAUGGAGUUAUAUUGUCGGACAGACCAGACCUGUAUCUGCUGCUUAUGUGAAGUGAGUGAACAUAAGACUCAUGAUACUUGCUCAACGGAAGAAGAAAGGCAACAAAAGCAGGUCCCGCUGAAAGCAAACAUGGAACUGAUCCAGAAAGCACUUAAGGAGAAGCAAGAGAAGCAGCAGGCAAUGAAAGAGACUCCAAAACUAAUUAUGGCCUCUGCGAAGAGGGAACAGCAAGAAUGUCAGGAGAUUAUUAGCCUCCUGAAAAAUUUACUCGCUGAAUUGGAAACAAAGCUGAGUGAUCUGAUUACUGAACACGAAAAGAAAGAAGUCAGAAAGGCCAAAGGGAUUAAAAAACAACUGGAGAAUGAGAUUGAGGAUUUGAAUACAAGGUAUAAUGAGAUGAUAAAGCUUUCCGAGACUGAAGACCACACUCUUUUCCUACAGAACUACAAGACACCUUCUGUCCCUUGUGGAGCUGGUGCUUCACCUUCUAAAGUUGUAUGCAGAGACUUUUCAUCUGAAGAACUGAGGAAAGAGUUGUUGGAUCUGAAAACGACUCUAGAGGACAUCAGCAAGCGAGGACUGGAGGCAGUCGUUAAAACAGAAGGUGCAGUUCCAGUUAUAACAUUGAGAGUGGCUUUGCCAUGUGAACCUUUAAAACGACAGCAUAUGUCCAUUUUGCUUCCCUCAUCGUUUGUUAAAAAAACAGACUUGACAGAGGCACAGAAACCCAGAAACCUGCUUUGCCGAAUUAACACCUGAUAAACGGCUAAGCUAUUCUGCAGCUCUCUCCUUGACCAAUAUCUGGUCAGCUUGCCUUCUGAAUUUCAAACACAAUGUUGACAUCCUGCAAGACCAAAGAGGUGACAACAAGGUCAAGUACCUCACUGCAAACUGAACUCUUGCUUCACUUAAUGAACACUAGGCAUGGACCGGUAAUUGAAAGUGGAUUCUGAUACAAUAAUUGGAGGCUACUGCAAUUUCCUUUAAAUCUAGGUGGUGCAAAUAUCUCUCCAGCCAACCAAUGACCUUUGACUCAAACUUUUCCAUAUGAAGUUGCAGACAAACAAGCAAAAAGCCUAGCAACAAGCUAAGGAAGACAUCAAAAGAACCACAUGGUAUGACGUGCAAUUGUACAUCUCUUCAGUCAUCAUCAUGGAAGGCUUGGCAUCCUUGCUCUACCCUUCUACUCUGAAGAAGAUGAAUCAGAACUCUACAUAGCGUGGUUUGUCGUGUGGUGGGAGCGACAAUGCGCUGUAUCAGUGAACGCUCCCAAUCUCUUUCUCUCUUUAUGUAGCCACUAAACAGCCAGUUAAAACCUACUUUUUCAUAACUGAUUGUUAACAUGUAAGAAGUCCAUGACUAACUGUGUCAGGUAAACUUCUAGAUUUUACAAGCUUUCAAUUAAUUUCAAACAAGUAGCCUCAGACUGUGGCCUAACAGAGUAGCCCUCUUUAAGUUCCUUGAGCUUCACUAAUUACAUACUAUAUCUGGAUAUAGAUUUUUGGGGACAGCGAAGUCAAUUUUGUCUACCAGCUUUUUUUUAAUCAAUACUAAUUUUUAAAUUGUUAAAUAUUUUAUGUGUGUUUUUCCAAUGCCAUCUUUGUUUUCCUGGGUGCGCCCAUUUUUCAGCAAUAGUUGCUAUUGCAUUGCAACGAACCUCGGAGGUACGUAAUUCUAACUUCAGGUUUAAAAGAUUUGCACUGUGAGCUUCCUAGAGUUUGUGGAUAAAAUCAAAAUAAAUCUCUGCAUGUU
Messenger RNA from Erpetoichthys calabaricus (reedfish), 2245 nucleotides. Its product is annotated as tripartite motif-containing protein 29-like. The coding region runs from base 35 to 1252 and encodes 405 amino acids. The record is from RefSeq and is a predicted model, not a curated record. The transcript is spliced from 6 exons. Lineage: Eukaryota; Metazoa; Chordata; Cladistia; Polypteriformes; Polypteridae. Gene Ontology annotation, molecular function: zinc ion binding.